Molecule: messenger RNA, 471 nt
Organism: Striga hermonthica
Lineage: Eukaryota; Viridiplantae; Streptophyta; Magnoliopsida; Lamiales; Orobanchaceae
Source: the annotation of a GenBank genome assembly
AUGCCUGCAUUGAAAUAUUUGCAGAACACCAGAGAGACCGCACAUGCUAUUCGUAAGCUACCACUUACCAAGGCCAAGAGGUACUUAGAAGAUGUGCUUGCCCACAAGCAGGCUAUCCCAUUCACUCGUUUCUGUGGAGGCGUUGGGAGAACUGCUCAGGCAAAGAACAGACAUUCUAAUGGGCAGGGUCGUUGGCCCGUUAAAUCUGCCAAGUUUAUCCUGGAUUUACUCAAGAAUGCUGAAAGCAAUGCUGAGGUGAAAGGUUUGGAUGCGGAUGCACUCUAUAUUUCUCAUAUUCAGGUUAACCAGGCUCAGAAGCAAAGGCGCCGCACGUAUCGUGCUCAUGGACGAAUUAACCCUUACAUGUCCUCCCCCUGCCACAUUGAGUUGAUACUUUCUGAAAAGGAAGAGCCUGUCAAGAAAGAGCCUGAAUCACAGUUGGCAGCAAGCAACAAACCUAGGAAGGCUUGA